AUGACUUUCGAGAGGGUGGCGCAGCAAAUGCCAGACCCUGGACCGUUGAUUCCGAUUGCUUAUGAGGAUUUUUCUGGUCCAGAAACAUCUCCUAUCACUUUGGUGAUUGAACCUCAUCCGAAACAAGACCCUAGGCUAGAUGUUCCCCUCGUAUCUAGCGCUUCGUCGACCAGGACAGACGAGAAUACAUUUCAGAACGAUAUCCUUGAGCUGAACACGGACUGUAGCAAAGAGGACCCAAUUGAUGAGCCAAAUGGCGGGUUAUUUGACCACGCUUUUAACGCGACAGUCGAAGCUUGCCAUUCCAGGUCAAUGCUACUGGUCGGUCAUGAGUGUUUCAACCCUCACGAGUACCUUUCUCGGGUCCCAGUCCCUCGGCUAGAGCUUUCCAUACCACCCCAGGAAUACGCCGGUAUUUCUGAAUCGAAAGAUUUAUUUCGCAGGAUGAACGCCAAGAAUAAGCUUGCAUUUUCCAUCCCCAGCGAGCAAUGCAGUUCUGAGCUAUCAAACAUAUUGAAAUGGGAUCCGUUUAACCAUGCAAGAACAGGCCACUUCUCUGGAAUAGAGGAGCUCAAGCCGCUCUCUGAUAGAAGUGAAGAACUCCUGGCCAUACCAUCCUCGCCUCGAAAGGGAAACUUUGAUCACACAGCCAAGGAGAGAAAAUUAGCCAUACUUACUUUUGAUGAGAAGGAUUUGGGGGACACAAGCGAAAGCGAGACAUUUGAUUCUUCGAGCGAUCAUGCCACUUCCUCCUAUCAGACAUUGGGUCAAAGAUCCCUAGAAACAGAAUUCAAUUUCCUCGAACCUGUCAGGUUCUCAACUCUAGGGCAUCUACCAACAUCGAACAUGAACAAGAAACUGGAUCUCAUCCUUCCUUUAGCUAGCGACGGAGCAGCCACAAGCAAGCUACUUGCAAGCUUUAUGGAACUGAGUGGUGCGAAGAGUUCAUCAAAAGUGCCCGGUUCUGAUGACGAGCCCAACGAACAUCCCAACACGAGUUCAAAAGAUAGCUAUGGGCGCCAAGCAGCACUGUCUGUUGUCAGCUCGGAAUCAACAUCGCCUUCAAUCGGUAUCUCCAAACUAGUUCCAGCCGAAGCACCAGAGUUUACUGAACCUGACCGACACGGUGUAUUCCUGGUUUCACUUGAUAUUGAUCAUCGUAUUCUUCGUCAGUUGGAGAAAUAUUGGCCUCCUGGGUGUCUGAUCGAUCGAGAUUUUUCAAAUUGCAAAAGCUGGUACUCGUCGGAUGCCAAUGAAAUGGGCCGAGAACGCUCCAACUCCCCUGACCUAUCUGAUUGUGAUAUAAUUCUCACAUCCAGUGUGGGCAUAAUUAUCACGAGCCUUGUCAAGGCUAAACAAACACAACUCCCCGGAUCAACAAAACGACCGGAGUUGCAGGCACGAAUCAUAUCCGCAAGUGAGAGAUACGAAACACUAUUCGUUCUAGUCUCGGAAGAAAGUCCGUCUAGGGAAGUCAUCGGCAACCCAAACCCCUCUGAUGUGGCUGCAUAUGCGGAAUUUGUAAACUUUACUCUCAGUCUUGGCGCAAAUGUGAUAUCUCAUUACGUUCCCGGCGCAACCGAUACACUCGCCAAGUGGAUUGCAUCAUUCAUGUCCCACUACACGCCAUAUGUUCUUGAAAUUAAGCGUUUCCUAACAUGUGAAGAGACCACCUGGGGGGUGUUUCUCCAACAAGCGGGGAUGAAUGCCAUGGCCUCUCAGGUGCUCGCGGGCGUGUUGUUCGAGGAGUCCGAAAAGAGGGGCCUGGCCACGUUCCUCGUGAUGCCGGUCCAAGAACGCAUUUCAAAGUACGCUAAGAUCUUAGGAGGGCAGAAACAACUCGAAGGGGUGAGUCAAAUCUUGGAUGAAGCCUGGGAGUGA
Molecule: messenger RNA, 1881 nt
Organism: Clonostachys solani
Lineage: Eukaryota; Fungi; Ascomycota; Sordariomycetes; Hypocreales; Bionectriaceae
Source: the annotation of a GenBank genome assembly